Molecule: messenger RNA, 2784 nt
Organism: Nannochloropsis gaditana CCMP526
Product: exported nucleotide-binding protein
Exons: 1
Coding region: 1-2784 (927 amino acids)
Source: RefSeq, a predicted model, not a curated record
AUGACUUUCAAAAAUCAAGGCAAAACCGGCCAAUCGGCCGACCCCUCCGCGGACAGUUUCCUCGCAAAAAUCGAUUCGUCGGGAGACUUGGAGUGGGCAUUCGUCUUUGGGGGCGAUAUGGACGAUGUCGUACAGGACGUGGUGGUGGAUCCAGAUGGUGGCAACGUGUUUCUUACAGGCACCUUCCAGUCGGAGGUGCUUACCUUUGGCGACGCAGGCCCCCCGGUGUACAACUUGAUCUACGGCCUUGCUGACGAACCCGAAUACAACACAUACUUGAUGCGCGUAGAUGCUGAAGGUACGGUCAUUUGGGUCACACAGACGGGGGACAGCGAUGUUGGUAGCAUAGUAGUUGAUGCUGCCCGUGAUUGCCUGUUUUUAAGUGGUAGCUUUCCGGGUGAACCACCGGUAUCGGAAGAGAACGAGUCCAACUUUGGGUCGAAGUUCUCGGCAGGGCUCGAGGAUGACGACACUGAUGAUGGCAGAGGGAGCGGGGAACUGAUGGGCAAGAAAAAAGGGGGUGAUGGAUUGUUCAAGAAAGGCUCCUUGGAUAUUUAUGUGGAUCACUAUUCCUAUCGCACGGGCGAUUUGAUGUCGGGCGUUACGUUCACUGGGGAUCGAGACGACGUCAAUACGGACAUGGCCAUUCUACCCAAAUCCUCGGCGCUCCUGAUCACGGGAUACUUCUACUCCGACGUCCUUACCCUCGACGAGAUGUCCGUCCUUCGGAGCGAAAAUCCGAACAAGCGGCGGGCGGAUCCCACUGGUUUCCUCGCACGCCUGGACAGUAUUUAUGGGCAUGUCAUGUGGGGCCAGGAGGUCGGAGAGAUUGCAUCAUCUCCGCCCUUACAAGUAGCCGCGGAUGAAGCGAGUGAGUCCUUGUUUAUCACGGGAAAUUUCUUGGGUCGCAGCAUUUUGGCGCGCAGCGACGGAAAGUCGGCGGGUUUGAUCAGCCUGAGUCUUAAAACUGGAAGCAUCCAAUGGGUGAAAGCAGUCCCGGCGCCCGCGUCGAUCGUCGUGGACUAUUUGGGCUUCUUGUACAUCUCUGGGACGACAACAAAGGACACACCUUUCGGUGCAAACGGAGGGCUGAUCUCAAUUGGUUCCGAUGCCGGUGAUAUCUACGUGGCGCGCCUGCAAGCAGAGGAUGGCACCAUCCUCUUUGAUCGUUCCUUCGGAGGUGAAGGAAAGCGGGGCGCAUACUCCGUCGCGACCGUUGGGGUGGACGCAGAAAACAAUGUCUAUCUUGCUGGUAAUUACAGCAAAGGAAGCUUGGUCUUGGGAGGACAGGCCCUGGACUCCCCGGGAACGGAUGUGGAUGGCUUUGUGGGCCGCGCCGUAAUGGGAUCAGAGGCUCCAGUGUCCACACUCGCCGGACCCAAUCAGCCUGCGACUGCCCAGAGAACGAAGAAGCGAAAGAAAAUUUUUGGGAAGUCAACCUCCACCAAGGCUUCGUCCAAGAAUAGUGGGUGGUUUUCGGGGAACCUGUUCUCGCCGAGUUCGGAUUCAGCCUCUUCCGCUGCUGCGCCGUUGCCUCCCACUCCGCAGGAGACGUCCUACGACCCCGAUAGCCCCUCAAGCCCAUCAAGCUCCUCUCCCAAGGCGACCGACACGAAUGUCGCGCGUCCCUCCGCCACGACCCCAGCACAGAGUCUUCCCCCGACCUCAGGGCCGGUAGCCUCUCCCGCGGACAAUCCUAUGCCCGAAUCUGAAACCAGUCGAACCCCUGUCCGGAUCCCCACCCAUGCCCCCACGGGACGCCCUCCACGCUUCCGACUCACCUGGGCCCCAACUCCCAGCCGCCCCCUGGGCCAAGACCCUCUGUAUGGUUCCAGCGAGACUGCUACCUACUCGGACGUCACCGCCACGACCGGAAGCCAGGCGGCCAUCUACCCCUUGCCACCAGGCACGACCAACGACGACGCCGCUCUCCUCUCCCUUUUGGGCAGGGGCAAGGUGGCCUCAGGCGGGGACGACGUCCUGCGAGGCUGGGACGUGGACAUGGUCUAUGCGGGCCCGACCACGGACGUCUCGGCCUUGCAGACCGCCACCUACAACGUAGUGAAGCCGUAUGUCACGUCCUUUGUCAGCCUCCCUGUCAGUCGUCUGGGCAGCGAUCGGCGGCGCCGUGUCCUCUUGAAUCAGCGUGUACUCCCCGAUGAUGCCUGUGCCAACCCCGAGGCCCCCAAAAUCCACCUUCGUUUCGCCUUGCAAUGCUCCUCCGAUGCGGAUGCCGCACACGUGCAAGACAGCUUGGCCCAGGUGGCCAGGGGCAACCUCACACUCCGCUCCGGCCGGCGAACCAUCCCGUCCAGCUUGAUCUGUAGCUUGAACGUGACCUCUGCGCCGGUGCCCACUCCCAGCCCCACCGCGAGUCCUCAAGAGAUGGUCCCCAAAGAGAGUCCUAGAGCGAAGCCCUCCAACUCCACCACCCUUAUCCUCAAGGACGGGUCGAAGAAGGAGCCUCAGACUAAGGACCCACCGAGCAAGAACGUGUUGGGUAUAAGUCUUGUGGUAUGCCUCCUGGGCUUGGUGGCUUUGAUGGGGGUAAUGGGGUACCGUCAAUACAAGAGGGAUCGCGUGAUCCGGGCAGAGAACGACCGGCGAGAUAUGGAAUGGCUGCGGGCACGCAAGGAGCAGGCCAGACAGGACGGGAAGGAGCUUCCCGAAGACCGGAAGGCCACGCCAGAGACAAGAGGGACGCCAGUCUCUGAGAGACAGCUGCCGGUCUCCUUGACCCUGGAGGAGCUAUCGUUGGAGAGGGAGGAGGAAGGGGGGCCUUGA